Hyaloperonospora brassicae is the source of this 897-nucleotide messenger RNA. Lineage: Eukaryota; Oomycota; Peronosporomycetes; Peronosporales; Peronosporaceae. The record is from the annotation of a GenBank genome assembly.
AUGGCGACAACGGCGUACCAGUUGUGGCUACAAAAGAGCGAGUACAAAGCGCCUCAGCCGCUCUCCACACGCGCUUCCAGCUAUGCUUCCGAUGCCGAAGUCCACACAAAGUUGGACCCAAAGACGGCCAUUCGAACGACAGCUUCGUCGCCUACUUCAAAAAAGUGGCGAAAACUGUCGAUUCAGCGUCGAAACGAAAACGCUGCCGAGAUGAAACCCGUUGCUUAUGUUGCCGCAGGAUCUGGUGACGUUCCAGUUGCAGGACAGCAAAAUCCGGAUAAAGUUGCUACACGGACGCCACAGUGGGAGGAAAACGAACAGCUGACGAACGAGUUGACGAUACCGAAUCGAACGAAAGCAUCGACUGCAUUGAGACGAGUAUCGACAAUGAAAGAGACGAAAAAAGAGCAGUGGAGACAGUGCGUUGGUGCCAAAUCCAGUUGUCAUUUCGUGACGAGAGAAGAGGAAGAUAGGAAUAUGAUACCGAUCGAGAGUGGUGCUAUGCAGUUGAAGCAGGUGGAUGAUGGACGGAACCGAAACGCAGGUGUGCUGACUUGUACUAGCACAACAGAACGGUUGUUGUGCAAUGUAGAGACGAUCAGCAGUGGUGGAGCUAUCGGAGGAAUCGGAUCGGAAGAUGGGCACUUUCGACGCUCGUUGCACGGCAAAGACAUUCUCAGAACGUCCGAGUGGACCGGAGUUGAUAGCGAGGAGUCUACGACGAGGCGCCUUUCAUUUUGCAGUGACGACAAAAAAGAGGCGAAACCGAGCACAACGAGUACGAAUGGGUUGCCACCAAAGCCCCGUCGGGCGGCGAAACAGAAGAGUGUGAACACCAUUUCGCUCGACGAGUGCCAGUACUGGAUGGCAGUUGACAGGUUUUCGCAUCUAGAGUAG